AGACCUGGCGCAGCGCGAUCAGGCCCGGGGAAGACUUUUGAGAACCUCAUUGUCAUCCGAGCUCCACCUGUUCGUUCAAGCUAUUUCCUCAAGCGCAAAUUCGGUUAGUAUGCACGUCCUGGGGUGGCUGCGAGCACUGACGACACCAGCAGAUCGCCUCGCUCGGAGGAAGCGCUCACCAGGGUCUUUCCGGGGCUGGGUGGGGCGAACAUGAGGACGCCUCCAGUGGCAGCCCACCCCCCCCCGCCAGGAUGCGUCACUCGCCUCAGGCUUAUCAAAACUCCACCCUAGCCCCACGAACAUCUUUACUUCCUCUCUUCGCGGUAGCAGCCUAGCAGUCCCGGACUGUGGGGCUCUCACGUCUAGCCUGGAACCGAGGGUGACGCCGCGCCUGCUGACCUGCCGGCAGAGCGUCGCUUUCUGCCCAUCCACUCUCCCGCGCUGCUGACUUCAUUUAAAUCUGACCCCAGGACCCGGCGGGUGAGGUCGGGUCUCGCGUCGCCACUGCCAGAGUUGGAAAGCGAAAGCUCCGCAAACGGCACCGCCCGCGUCCGCCCCUGGGGCCGCCCGUAAGUUUCGAUUCUCGGCGAAGCGGUGUCCCGCGCUGCGGCCAGAGCUGCGGCAGCCAUAGCGCGCCAUGGCCGACCCCGGGGUAUGCUGUUUCAUCACCAAGAUCCUGUGCGCCCACGGGGGCCGCAUGACCCUGGAGGAACUGCUGGGUGAGAUCGCGCUCCCCGAGGCGCAGCUCUACGAGCUGCUGGAGUCGGCGGGGCCCGAUCGCUUCGUGCUAUUGGAGAUCGGAGGCCAGGCCGGGAUCACUCGGUCGGUGGUGGCCACCACCCGAGCCCGCGUCUGCCGUCGCAAGUACUGCCAGAAACCCUGCGACAGCCUGCACCUCUGCAAGCUCAACCUGCUGGGCCGGUGCCACUAUUCCCACUCUCAGCGGAACCUUUGCAAGUACUCUCACGAAGUUCUCUCGGAACAGAACUUCCAGGUUCUGAAGAACCAUGAGCUCUCUGGGCUUAACCAGGAGGAGCUGGCGGUACUCCUGGUACAGAGCGACCCUUUCUUUUUGCCUGAGAUAUGCAAAAGUUACAAAGGAGAGGGCCGGAACCAGAUCUGCGGGCAGCCACAACCCUGUGAGAGACUCCACAUCUGUGAGCACUUCACACGGGGCAAUUGCAGUUACCUCAACUGCCUCAGGUCUCACAACCUGAUGGACAGAAAGGUGCUGGCCAUCAUGAAGGAGCAUGGGAUGAGUUCUGACGUGGUCCAGAACAUCCAGGACAUCUGCAACAACAAGCAUUCCCGGAGGAACCCCCCUGCCAUGAGAGCUCCCCAUCCACAUCGCAGAGGCGGGGCCAGAGGUAGAAGCAAAAGCAGAGACCGCUUCUUCCAGAACAGUCUGGAUCUCCUCCCAACGGCCUCACCUCCGGAAUCUGGUCCACCUAGCCCAGAUGUCGCCAGCUGUAGGGAUUCCCUGGAGGAUGUGUCUGCAGAUAUCACCCAGAAGUUCAGGUACCUGGGGACUCACGGCUGUGCACAGCUCUCCUCGGUUACAUCCGAGGCUGCCGGUCUCCGAGGAACCAGUCAAGUGGGAGCGAGCCUGAAGUUUCCAGAGAGUGGGGAUCCAGAUGGCCUGUUUUCCAGGGGUCGUUCUGAUUCAUCCCCAAGUCAAGCUGCCAGCGGCUUUCGUCUUGAUUUGACACAAACACUUGAGGCCAUGACCGUGAAACCGGGCAAGCUUUCCGGACACCGCCUGGAGGUCGAGGGCAAGAGUGAGCCUGGAGACACCCAGCGUGUUCCCUUUUUUGAGAGUUAUGCUGGUGGAGAGACUGUGGAAGGAACAGCCUCAGGAAUUCUAGGUAACAGGGCCACAGCCAACGGUCUAGGAGAAAUGGCAUUGCCCAGCAACCACUGGAAGAGUACAGCUAGCCCUCAGGAUCCCCGGACCAUUGGCAGAAUCGCCGACCGUGGCCAGGCCUCGGCGUUCCUGAGUGGUAAAUAUGGAGGAAACACAGCCUCCCAUAUUGCAGCAAAUGGCUCUAGUCAGAUUAGGAAUGACACCUCUCAUAUGUCUGAAAGUGCCACCGGCUUUGGCGUAAAAGCAGCAGUCACUGAAAGAAAAGAAGCAGUGUGUUCUGGAGUGCAGAGUCAGAGACACCAGGCCCUGGCUGCACCUGAGAAGAUUACUGCCCCCAAACAGGCCAGCAGCCUGCCUCGGUCACCUCCACCUUCCUCCAGCCACAGAGUUGCAGCCUCUGGGACCCUUGGCAAGAACCCCGCACAUGCCUCUGUGAGCCCAGCCGGUGAGCUCUCAAGGAUGACCUCAGACUCUCCCAAGUAUCCCCUGUGCUCUGUCACAAGUCCUGCAUCCUCUAGGAUGGACGACCAUGACCCUAAGGAAAUCUGUCAGGACCAUCUGUAUAAGGGCUGUCAACAGAGCAACUGUAACAAGAACCACUUCCACCUGCCCUACCGGUGGCAGGUGUGCAUAGCUAAUGCUUGGAAGGACUUCCAGGACAUGGAGAACAUCGAGAAGGCCUAUUGUGAUCCGCAAUCCGAAGUCAUUUUGGUAGGAAAGCAUGAGAUCAAUUUCCAGAAAAUGACUUGUGAUUCUUACCUCAUGCGCCGCCUCUCCACGCCUUCGUUUGUGGCUCAGUCAGCCAAUGCUGUCUUCAGCACCACAUGGCUUUGGUACUGGAAGAAUGAAUUUAACCAAUAUGUACAGUAUGGGGAAGAGAGGAAAGGCCAGCCCUGUUCCAACAUCAGCUCUCCGUACCUGGAGUCUUUCUUCCAGUCCUGUCCCAGGGGAGUUGUUGUGCCGUUUCAGGCCGGUUCACAACACUACGAAUUGAGCUUCCAAGGGAUGAUUCAGACAAACAUAGCGUCCAAGACUCAAAGGUGUGUUGUCAGAAGGCCGGUAUUCGUUUCAUCGAAGGAUGUGCAGCAGAGGAGAAGAGGUCCAGACCUUCAGCCGGCGAUGCCUCAGCCGAAAGAGUAGCACCGUUCCUUCCAACGGAUACGAGCUGUUAGAACUCAAUAGCCAGGAUGUGGAGUAUGUCAAAAUAAGUGAACUUUUUAAAGCAUC
Onychomys torridus (southern grasshopper mouse) is the source of this 3091-nucleotide messenger RNA. RefSeq names its product zinc finger CCCH-type containing, antiviral 1 (gene Zc3hav1). Lineage: Eukaryota; Metazoa; Chordata; Mammalia; Rodentia; Cricetidae. Gene Ontology annotation, molecular function: metal ion binding. Bases 638 to 3004 code for a protein of 788 amino acids. The record is from RefSeq and is a predicted model, not a curated record. The transcript is spliced from 11 exons.